Messenger RNA from Aspergillus alliaceus, 825 nucleotides. Its product is annotated as zinc-dependent alcohol dehydrogenase family protein. Lineage: Eukaryota; Fungi; Ascomycota; Eurotiomycetes; Eurotiales; Aspergillaceae. The transcript is spliced from 6 exons. Gene Ontology annotation, molecular function: oxidoreductase activity. The coding region runs from base 1 to 825 and encodes 274 amino acids. The record is from RefSeq and is a predicted model, not a curated record.
AUGGCCGGUAUGUGCUUGACUGAGGUCUUCCUUCGCCAAGUCGGUGACCAGGACGUCUUGGUGCAAUUCCAAGCAGUAUCUCUGAAUUACCACGACUAUGCCAUUUUUAAGCAUCCAAUCGUAGCUAGCUCCAAUAGCGCAGGUGUAGUUGUUCAGGUUGGUUCCAGUGUCAGAGAAUUCAAGAACGGCCAUCAGCAUGGUGGCAUUGAUCCUUACGCUGCAUCAACCGGUGUUGGUGGUAUAAUAGAUGGCGCUCUUCGCCAAUUUUGUAUCUGUAACGAGACUGUGUUAGUGAAGGCGCCGAAAAGCAUCAGUUCUUUAGAAGGUAGCACCCUUCCAUGCGUGCCGCUCACAUCCUGGAAUGCAUUAUAUGGGCUUAGACCUAUGAAAGCUGGGCAGUCUGUGCUUGUGCAGGGAACUUUGGCAAAAGCUGCAGGUGCGGCAGUUAUCACCACCACUUAUUCAGAAGCAGAAGCCCUGAAAUUGAAGGAACUAGGGGCCGAUCAUGUUAUCGACUACCGGCCCGAGCCAAACUGGGCGGAUGUUGACUAUAUCAUGGAUAUUGGGGGCAAGGAUACACUUGAGCAGAGUCUGAAGUGUAUCAAGACAGAGGGGAUCAUCAAUUUAUUUGAAUUUUUGGGUGCAAGUGACAAGCCUCAACCCAGGCUUCUGGAAGCUUUGAGCCGUACUAGUCAGAGCGUUCGAGCGAAAGAUAUCCGUCCCGUGCUUGAUAGUAGAAUCGUUAAACUUGAACAGGGCAAAGAAGCGCUUGAAUAUUUCGCGGCCCAGAAGCAUAUUGGCAAAGUUGUGGUCCGGAUCAUGUAG